GGACCCAUCAGCGGCGCAGAGACCCCUGUCCUACUCCUCUGCUGUCAGUAAACGGCUCAGGGAACUAGAGGUCCUGGGCAGCCACGGCUAUAGGAGAAAUUCUAAGAGCCUCUGUCCGCUGGGGGCGCUGUACACUACUAUUAUGUAGUAAUACACAGCAGUGUAUGCGGUAGCUCCGCACACAGGCGCCUGACACACACGGCCCCGCCCCCUCUGUCCCUCUCGGCCCCGCCUUUCUCUUGCCCCUCCCGUGACGUCACCUGCUCCUGCGCACUGACCUGUACAUCUUUCCCGUGGAGGGCUCAGGCUGCCCGGGGCAGGGCUGGCAGAUGAUCCCCGGCGUGAUGUGGCUGAGCUGAGGCGGCUCUGGAAUGGAGAGUGCCCUGCUGUGCGAUGAUGAGAUCUUGCUUCCCUCUGAGCAAGAGUUUCACAUUGCAGCCAAGACAAACAACAUUGAGAAGAUGUUACAGCUGAUGAAGAAAGGAGUGGAUGUGAGAGCCAAGAACAGUGUAGACAGGACAGCCUUACACUGGGCAGCAGGUGCUGGACAUGAACAAGCGCUCAAGCUUCUCCUGGAGCAUGAUGUCCCUGUGGACGAGGAAGACUGUUUUGGAAUGAAUGCCUUACUACUAGGAGCAUGGUUUGGACAUCUUAAGAUUCUUCAAAUCCUUGUCAAUGCUGGAGCCAAAAUAAACUGUAAGAACAAGAAUGGCCUCAACCUGCUCCAUUGUGCAGCACAAAGAGGACACAUCAAAGUCAUGGAGUUUAUUAUGGAGGAUCUGGAGGACAUCAAGCUGGAUAAGACAGAUAAGCUCGGGAGGACUGCGCUUCACCUGGCUGCAGAACAUGGAAUUCUGGAGGUGGUGGAAUUCCUGAUCGGUUCUGGCUGCCACCAUAGCCUAAAGGACAAGGAGGGCAACACAGCUCUGCACUUAGCAGCAAAGAAUGGCCAUACAGAUGUUUUACAGAAAAUAGUUGAGAUUGGAGUGGAGUUCAAUGGAAAAAACCAGGAAGGACUGACUGCCUUACAUCUCGCUACAGAGGGUGGACACUUUGACUGUGCCAGAGUUCUCUUGGAAGCUGGAUGUAACGUCAAUGUACAAACAGAGAAAGGAAUGAAUAGUCUUCAUUAUGCAGCUUUCCAUGGGCUCGAAGACAUCGCCAGGAUGCUGAUAGAUGCUGGAAUAAACAUCAAUGCAGUGAACAAUCAAAAGUCAACCGCCCUGCAUAUAGCUGUCCUGCAGAACUUUCCCUCCAUAGUGAAGCUUUUCAUUGACUGCGAGUGUGACCUGGACAUUACAGAUUACAGGCGACAGACUCCUCUCCAUAUAGCGGCAGAACAUGGGCGUCAGGAAAUGGCAGAAAUGAUCCUCAUAGCAGGAGUGAAUCUGAAGUUACAAGACAAGCAAGGAAAGACAUCCCUUGAUGUGGCCGCUCGAGGGAAUCACAUCAAUUUGGCAGACAUGAUUAUCAAGGCAGAUCGAUUUUACAAAUGGGAUAAGGACAAUAUGAACAGUGAUUCUGACUCCUGGGAAGCCAGGCACUUGACGUUCCGACAAGACCACCGUCUGGAGACGCAGCAUAUCCGCUCUGUUAUCUGGAGGCUUGCAACUAAAUACCUAAAACCCAAUGAGUGGAAGAAGUUGGCACAAUACUGGAAAUUCACUGAUGCACACAUCCGUGCUAUAGAGCAGCAGUGGACAGGGAGCAAAAGCUACAGGGACCACGGACACAGGAUGCUGCUGAUCUGGUUGCAUGGGGUGGUGAUGGCUGAAGAGAACCCAGUAAAAGGAUUGUAUGAAGGCCUUGUUGGCAUUGGGAGGAGAGAUCUCGCAGAGAGUAUCAGAAGAAUGGCAAAUGCUGAUGAUUCUUCCCCAAAGACUUGUGCGGCCAUGUAACCAUCGAAUGAGAAAGAUUCCACUACAAACUGCAGUUUGGUUUACAGCACUAUUACAUCAAGGGCUGAGUCUCCAAAUACAAUUCCUACUGUGCCAUUCAGAAAUCCAACCUCAGAUCUCUUAAAGGGAAACUGACAGGGUCACCAUCCUCACCUGAUUAUAUUGGUAGGCAGUGUGGGUAAUGCUGAUUAAAACACUUACCAGGUGAAAAUCUGUGCAGCCGUUCAAGGGAUAUUCAUCUUGUUGCUACUAUGAUAAUAACCCCGCCCCUCCAUAAAUAUAUUCAUCCUACUUUCUCAACAUGUCUGUGAAGGAGGAGGAGUUUUCAGUUGAAGGGGAGGGAUUAUAGCCCGAGCAGUCAGGAGAAAGCAUUACACAUACAGCAGCAGCCACCUCCAGUGCAGAUAAGAAGUAGAAACCAUAUUACCAGCAAGAUAAAUAUCUCCGGAACAGCUGCACCAAUUUUCACCUGGUAAGAAGCAUCACCUGCGCUAUCUACCUGUAUGAUUAGUGUGAGUGACCCUGCUCUCAGUUUUCCUUUUACAGGUGCACCUACAGGUAGGGAGUGCCUGCUCUGCCCAUAGGGCACCAUGCUAAAUUGUGACAACACUGCAGGUCAUUCACGUCAUAAAAAUAUGCAUAGCACAUCGUAGCACAUCACUGGUGCAAUAAGGGGUGUUAAAAGCCAAUGACCCCACCAUGCUCGGAUUUUGUAAUUAAAUUUUGUAUGCAUAGGGUGGAUGACAUUUUUUACUUAAAGCACAUUUGUAUGAAAGAGAACAGCAGAUGACUGAUUUUCUACUACAGAGUGUUUUCUAUGUGUUUGAACUGCAAGCGAUGGGCAGGUUGACUGCAUCUUAUAUGUGCCACGAUAUUUGUAUAUUUAUGAUAUAUUUAAGGGACUUUGUAAAAAUUGUUCUUUUUAACCUUUUCUUAGAGAAACUAAAUUGUUUUAUAAAAGUCGUUAAAGCAUUUCAGUAUGAUCAAAAGAUCUUAUAAAAUGCAACCAGAAACCGUUCAAAAUGUUGCAUACGUUUAGAUGGUGGGAAAAAAAACAUAAUGGUGCUCAAGGGUAGACAUUCACUUGAAAAAGGGAUCCAGUGACCCAGUGUUCCGACCAUCACUGUUUACUAGAACAAGGCAGGAGAAGUGUAUAUCCAAUCAUAGACACUGUCAGCACAUGAGAACCAUUUGGCCCAUCUAGUCUACCCAACAUUUUGAAUCCUAAAAAUAGUCCUUGUCCCCAUCUUAUAUAGCCUUAUGCCUAUCCCAGGCUUAAACUUCUUCACUGUAUCUGCAUUGACCACUUCUGCAGGAAGGAUAUUACAUGCAUUUACUACUCUCUCAGAAAGGUAAUAUCUCCUUAUAGUAGUUUUAACCCCUUAACGACCACGGACGUAAAUGAACGUCCUGGUUUGGCGGGACUUCCCGCACCAGGAAGUACAUUUACAUCCUGUGUAUGACCGCGAGCAUCGGAAGGGUGCUCGCGUCAUACACGGCAGGUUCCGGCUGCUAGUAGCAGCCGGGGACCCGCCCGUAAUGGCCGACAUCCGAGAUCGCGCGGAUGUCCGCCUUUAACCCCUCAGAUGCCGUGAUCAAUACAGAUCGCGGCAUUGCGGUACUUUGAUUGGAUGAUCGGAUCGCCCGCGGCGAUCCAAUCAUCCAGCAUGGCGGCCGGAGGUCCCCUCACCUGGCUACGGCCGUCUCCCGGGGUCUUCUGCUCUGGUCUGAGAUCGAGCAGACAAGAGCAGAAGAUCACCGAUAAUACUGAGCAGUGCUGUGUCCUAUGCAUAGCACUGCACAGUAUUAGCAAUCAAAGGAUUGCUAUAGAUAGUCCCCUAUGGGGACAUAAAAAGUGUAAAAAAAAAAAAAAAAAAAGUUUAAAAAUGUAAAAAUUUAAAGUGAAAAAUCCCCUCCCCCCAAAAAAUGAAAAUUGUCAGUUUUUCCCAUUUUACCCCCAAAAAGCGUAAACAUUUUUUUUUAAUAAACAUAUUUGGUAUCGCCGCGUGCGUAAAUGUCCGAACUUUCAAAAUAUAAUGUUAAUGAUCCUGUACGGUAAAUGGAGUGAACGUAAAAAAUAAAAGAAGUCCAAAACUGCUGCUUUUUUGUCACCUUUUAUUUUAAAAAAAAGUUAAUAAAAAAUGAUCUAAAAAAAGUACAGAUGACGGCGCAAAAAAUUAGCCCUCAUACCGCCCUAUAUACGGAAAAAUGAAAAAGUUAUAGGUGGUCAAAAUAGGGCGAUUUUAGAUUACUGAUUUUGUACAAAAAGUUUUAGAUUUUUUUUAAGUGGUACAAAAAUAUAAAAGUAUCUAGCCAUGGGUAUCAUUUUAAUCGUAUUGACCCACAGAAUAAAGAACACGUGUCAUUUUUACUGUAAAUUGUAUAGUGUGAAAACAAAACCCUCCAAAAUGUGCAAAAUUUUGGUUUUCAUUUAAAUUUCCUCCCUGAAAAUUUUUUUUGGGGGGGUUUGCCGUACAUUUUAUGGUAAAAUUAGAUGUUUCAUUACAAAGUACAAUUUGUGGUCACACAAAAAACAAGCCCUUAUAUGGGUCUGUAGAUGGAAAUAUAAGAGUUAUGGAUUUUAGAAGGCGAGGAGGAAAAAACGAAAACGCAAAAAUAAAAUUGGCCAGGUCCUUAAGGUGAAAAUGGGCUUGGUCAUUAAGGGGUUAAACCUUUGCUCUUCUAAUUUUAAACUAUGUUCUAAGCGUUUCUUCCCCAGUCUCUUUUGUUGCUGCACAAGAUGGGUUCUGUAGCCUUACUAUAAAAUCUGUCUCUUGCAGUGAGGAAAGAGAUGGAAGCUCUUAGCCUUGCACUUCACCUGCCUCGUUCUAGUAAUUGGUGGAGGUCAGAACACCCAGCCCCCGACUGAUAAAGACUUUUCAUAUGUCAAAAGUUUUUUUAAAGUGUACCUGUCACCAAGGAAAAUAACACCCAAGGACCAUGUUCCUGUCACUUUUAUCUGUGCUGAUUCUAGCUCUGGCCAGAUAUCUGCUCUGUACCUGCUCACUACUCCUGCAUUCCUCUCCCUAGCAGGGACACAAGCUGUAUCCGCUUUUUUUUUCUGACUCUGUCUCUCAGCUCCUGCCGCUGGGACCCAGAUGGCAAGCUGAGAAAACGUAGACGACUCAGCCAGAAACAAUAUAUCAAAUUAGCCUGUGUAGGGACAUCUAGUGGCUGGAAUUAUAGGGGCCAAAUAUAAGGUAAAAACCACAAUAUUUUUAAGACACAUAUUAGACAUACUUAUCAGAGAAUUACUAUAUCAGAAACAUAUCAACAUUGUAUGGGGACAGUGCCUUUUUAAAGGUAUUGCAUCUUACUUAGAGGCCAAAAAAUGAUAAAAACAGCAACCCCUUUGUAAAAGAAAAAAAUAUUACUGGAAAAUGUGUACAAGUGACGUUUCAAAUCUUCCAUAGGGCCUUCAUCAAACAAGAUAAAGGGAUGAAAUGUUGCAUGUAUAUAUUGGAGUAAUCAGACCACAGUAAGCUUUUUCUACAGUGGGAGUGCUGCUUUAUCACUGCAGGGUCUUAGUUUAACCCUUGUUACUUGUGCACCUAUAUUCAGAAUACUCUGUAACAUUGCUGCCUUAACUUUGUAGCUAUUACUUAUAGGCCAGAUUUCAAAAGCUGCAAUAUGACCACAAGAACCCCACAGUUCUGUUAAAACAAUGGUCAUCUAAGUUAGUAUGAGAAGAUUUAUAGGGGACCAGGCCUUGUGGCUGUAAUGUGGAUUUUAAAGAGGCUUUCCCUGAUGAUUUAUCCUGGUGCUCAGACUAAAAAGGUUCCUUUAUUGGGCUCCAGGGAAAUGAAAUGCCGCACUCAUAUGUGUACUGUGGCUGUGUAAACAGUUAAAGGGGGUAUCCCAAGAUAAGAACUCAUCACCUUCCUGCAGGACAAUUGGUAAGUAUCUGAUCGGUAGGAGUCUGACCUCUGACACACAUACUGAUGGUGAGAAUGGGGGUCCCUUGUUCCCCUGUGUGGAUGGAGUGGUGGUUAAAAAUGUGCAGAGCUGCCAUUUAUUCUCUAAUGGGACUGCUAAAGAUGCCAAAUGCUGUACUCCAUUAUUUCUAUAAAUCCUAUAAAGAGUGGAUGGAGCUUUAGAGUACAUGCUUGACUCCAUUUACACUGGGGGAAAGGGAAUUGCCUUUUUGUGAAUAUUGGGGAUACCAGUGGACAGACUCCCACUAACAGAUACUUAUCACCUAUCCCCUGGUGGUUUAUCUUGGGAUACCUGCUUAAAGGGGUAUUCCAGGCAAAAACUUUUUUUAUAUAUCAACUGGCUCCGGAAAGCUAAACAGAUUUGUAAAUUACUUCUAUU
Hyla sarda is the source of this 6212-nucleotide messenger RNA. RefSeq names its product ankyrin repeat and death domain containing 1A (gene ANKDD1A). The record is from RefSeq and is a predicted model, not a curated record. The transcript has 15 exons. Gene Ontology annotation, biological process: signal transduction. Lineage: Eukaryota; Metazoa; Chordata; Amphibia; Anura; Hylidae. The coding region runs from base 372 to 1898 and encodes 508 amino acids. Gene Ontology annotation, molecular function: protein binding.